CCUUAUCUGUGUAAAUAACUCAGUUCUUAUGGUGAACUCUUGAAAGAAAGAAAAAAACAGAAGAACUCUUAAGUUUUACUAAAUCAUUUUCGACUGAAUUGUAUUCUGAUUGACCAAUAAGACCACGGAAAAGAUUAUAGGAACAAGAAGAAGAAAAAGAAAUGGGACGAGGUUCUCUCAGGAAAAUGAUGGGAGGAGGAGCGACUGCCUCAGACUCAGAUACCGAUACUUUCAGCAUUUUUGGCCCCUUCCAUCUUACAUCUAUUGACUGGACCAGUUCGUACUACCGGACCUCAGUGGCAUCAAGUUUGGUAAAUGGAGUGUACACACUGGAAGGGGACAGGCUUGAGAAACGUGUAGGUUCCGAGUCACUAGCCAAGCCUUGGUGGGAGUUUUUCAACUUCACUUUGCUCGAAACCUUGAUGGAUGACGACGGCUCCAUAUACGGUGCCGUUUUUGAAUACAAGCUUUACAACCUUUACCAGAAUACCCCACAUGUGAAAGUUCCACACCAUGUAAUUGCCUUCCGUGGCACAAUGCUAAAAGGAAAGACUUGGAAGUCUGAUAUGAAACUUAACCUCAAAAUAAGCUUCAACAACCUCCAUCAAGGCGGUAGGCCUAUGCAUGCUGUAAAAGCAAUCCGCAAUAUGGUGGAAAAAUAUAGCGAGUCAGCUAUAUGGCUUGCUGGACACUCUUUGGGAGCCGCACUAGUGUUGUUGGCUGGAAAGACCAUGACAAGUGUUGGAUUCCUCCUUGAAAGUUACAUAUUCAACCCACCCAUCUCGUCUCUUCCUCUGGAGCAGCUACCUGGGGGAGAUAUGAUUAAAAAUGUGUUUCAAAUCGCCAAGAGUGUUGUCAAAGCCACUGUAGUCAUGGCCUUAACCGAUCUAAAGGUUCAAGAUCAAGACAAUCCAAAAACAACAUCGUGGAUACCUUACUUAUAUGUCAACCCAGCAGAUCCAAUAUGUGCAGGAUAUAUUGAUUACUUUAGACACAAAACCUACAUGUCUGAGAUAGGUGCAGGCGAAAUCGAAAGAACCGGUGCAAGAAAAUCAGUGAGAAGUCUAUUGGUUGGAAAAAUUAGAGGAAAAUCAUCAACAUCAGAUUUGUCAACAGAACCUCUUCACCUACUUCCAUCAGCAGAUAUGAUUGUAAACAAUAACAAACCGACUAAGUCUACAACAGCUCAUGGGCUUCACCAAUGGUGGGAGCGAGACUCGACCCUGCUGGCAAAUUGGGAAAGCUGCUGCAUUAGGCCUUACAUUGAAGGAAAGUUGGAUCAAUUGAACCUACAAUGAAAAAUAACAAUGAAGGUCAGAUAAUACAGUAUUUGGUUUGGUUAACUGGCUUUAGUUCUUUUAUUAUAUUGUUCAAAUGAUCUUUUAGUUCCAAAUCCUUUUCUAUUUCUACUAUUUUUUUUUGUCUUCUAUUUCAUGUUUGUUAUCUUUCCCAUGUUUCUAUUUUUUCUUUCCAUGUAAUUGUUCAUAAUAUUUUCUAAAACUACUUUAAUGUUUAAAACAAAGCUAA
Messenger RNA from Camelina sativa (false flax), 1527 nucleotides. Its product is annotated as GDSL esterase/lipase At4g10955-like. NCBI's taxonomy places the organism in Eukaryota, Viridiplantae, Streptophyta, Magnoliopsida, Brassicales, Brassicaceae. The record is from RefSeq and is a predicted model, not a curated record. Gene Ontology annotation, biological process: lipid metabolic process.